AUGAUCUCCAAACUCUCCGUUCUCUUGGCCUAUGCCAACGCCGUUGCCCUCGCAGGACCCGCCAAGACUUCCAGGGCCGUUGACCAACUUAACCAGGCCUCCUUUGAAGAGGCACAGCAGCGUGACGAGACCGCCACCCGGGCGUUUUCCGAUGUUCAGAUCACCACCAGUGACGGACGCUGCCUCUUCGUCGACUUGCUCUCGGGUGACUUCAGGGCAAACCUGACUCCUCUGCAGGUGGCUGCCUGUGGGAGCACUGAUGGCCAAGGAUGGGAUGUCAUCACGGCAGGAAAGCAUAAUAACCAAGCCGGCGCUGCACUCUUGGUCAACACUCUUUCUCAAGCCUGCGUCAGCUUCGACCCGAGGAGGGCUGCUGAUUCCCAAGUCCACCUCUUCUCCUGCGGUGGUCGGGCUGAUGGAAGCGGCGAGGUAUCCAACUCGCAAUUGUUCGACUUUGACGGCAGCGCUGGUCCCCUUGCUCUCACCCCACAGAAUGCCCAGAACCAGUGCUUGACUGUCAAUGGGAAUGUUGUUGCCAUUGCUGGGUGCGAUGCGGCUAAUGCAAACCAGGCAUUCACUAUUGCGGGUGCCGCUGCUAGCGCUGGUGGUAGAAAUGUUCAGGAGUAUGCGGCAACUGGAGAUGACAACAAGGGCAAUGCCGGCAACGGCGAUGAGGCGGUUGUCGACGAUGGACAAGCUGGUAGCGGUAAUCAGACCGACAGUGGCAACAACGGUGGAAUUGGACGAGGCAACGGCCAAGGUAACGGCCAGGGCAAUGGUCGAGGGAAUGGCCGCGUCCGUGGAAACGGCAGGGGCCGCGACCGAGGACAAGGAGGAAACCAAGCCACUGACUGCGCUCCCGUCCGUGUGGUGACAGUCACCGAGAUUAUCGAGGUCUCUGCUCCUACGGCGGCAGACUCUGCCGUCGCCACUGAAACUGAUGCCGCCGCGGCUACCGAAACCGCCGUUGCUACCGACUCUGAGGAGGCUCCUGAAACUACAGCUGAGGCUGCCACAACCGCUGAUGAGACCGGUGCCGCUUCUACCACUGACGAAGCGGCUGCCGUAACCUCUGCACAAGCCGAUGCUACCACUACUGCCGCUGUUGCCCUUGACGACAUUCUAACCGUCAACCCUACUGAAGCCGUCCCAGUUUCUCGUGCUGGGGGUACCCUCAACCCCACAGCCGCAGCUGAAGCUCACCAGUUCGACAACACGGCUACCCGUGCCUUCACCGGCGUUCAGAUCCGAUCCCCCGAGGGCCAGUGCCUCUUCGUGGAUCCUACCGCCGGAGACUUCAGGCAGAACCUUAUCCCCGUGCAGCUCGUUGAGUGUACGGGUAGUCCUAACGAGAAGUUCGACAUCGUUACGGCAGGCAGGCACAACAAUGCCAAUGGCGCUGCCCUCAUCGUUAGCAGCUUGAUGAAUGGCUGUAUCAGCUUCGAUGGGCGAAGGCAGGCCGGCGACACUGUCACCAUCUUUUCCUGCGGAGGCCGAGCCUCUGGAGAGGGUGAAACCAACUCUGGUCAGCUCGUCCCUUUCAACGGCCAGACGGAGCUCGCCUUCGCUCCCGUAAGCGAGAACGGCCGGAUCUGCCUCGUGGAUGGUGCGGGUCGCGUUGACUCUGCUGCCUGCACUGGGGAUAACUCCCAGGUGUUUACUAUCGUUGCUUAA
Messenger RNA from Scedosporium apiospermum, 1674 nucleotides. RefSeq lists its product as uncharacterized. The transcript has 4 exons. The record is from RefSeq and is a predicted model, not a curated record. Lineage: Eukaryota; Fungi; Ascomycota; Sordariomycetes; Microascales; Microascaceae. Bases 1 to 1674 code for a protein of 557 amino acids.